This is a messenger RNA of Phacochoerus africanus (Common warthog), 1930 nucleotides long. It is a transcript of the gene SERPINI2, whose product is annotated as serpin family I member 2. The transcript is spliced from 8 exons. The coding region runs from base 573 to 1790 and encodes 405 amino acids. Gene Ontology annotation, molecular function: serine-type endopeptidase inhibitor activity. Lineage: Eukaryota; Metazoa; Chordata; Mammalia; Artiodactyla; Suidae. Gene Ontology annotation, biological process: negative regulation of endopeptidase activity. The record is from RefSeq and is a predicted model, not a curated record.
AUUUCACCUUAUAGAAGUGGGAUUCCAUGAAGUGUGAGACUCGUUGCUGGAAGAAGUUAGCCAGAUUACUCCAUUGAUUAGAAUGCUUUAACUUCCUAAUUAUAGGUCCCCAAACACGCUGGAGUGUGUUAAUUUUUUUAUUCCAUUUCUCCUUUUGUUCUUAGACCUGUGUUAGAGUCGUCUGGACAUAAGUUUCCCUUGAUAUCAGAGUUACAAGCAUCCCAUUUAAAACCAUGGGAAAAGAUAGGAAAAAGUAUCUUAAAGUAUUCAGAGAGAGAGUAUUGCUAUUGGUAAUGUCCCAGAAUUAUAAUUUCUCUUUUAAUUAAAAAAACUGCAAUAUAUGCUAUACUGUUUCCUGAAUGAAUAUGAAAAAUACCGUCAGCAUAUGCCCCGUGUCUCCUAAUAGAUGGUGCUCUGUCUGAAAACGGACAUUCAAAUCUUCUUGUGGUAGUUUGUUCUAACAAGACAGAAAGUUCUAAUAGGUAGAAAUCUUUCUGUUGAGCUUACUAUGGUAAGCUCUAAUUAUUUUGAAAACUAAUAAAUUUUGAAUUCAACAAUGCACAGAGCUCAAAAUGGAUAGGCUCGUGUUGUGGACUCUACUACUGACUUUUUCUGGAAGUCAAGCCUCAAGACCCUGGGCUCAAAGAAAUACCGAAUUUGCAAUGGAUCUUUAUCAAGCUACUUGUUUAUCUCAUAAGAACAACAUCAUAAUUUCCCCUCUUGGAACAACUUUGGCCCUUGGAAUGAUACAUCUGGGAGCAAAAGGAAAAGCACAACAGCAGAUAAGACAAACUUUAAAAUUUCAGGAAACCGCAACUGGAGAAGAAUUUUCUGUGCUGAAGUCAUUUUUCUCUGCCAUCUCAGAGAAAAAACAAGAAUUUACAUUCAGUCUUGCCAAUGCCCUCUACCUUCAAGAAGGAUUCACUGUGAAAGAACAGUAUCUCCAUGGCAACAAGGAAUUUUUUCAGAGUGCCAUAAAACUGGUGGAUUUUCAGAACGCAAAGGCUUGUGCAGAGACAAUAAGUACCUGGGUAGAAAGCAAAACAGAUGGAAAAAUUAAGGACAUGUUUUCAGGGGAGGAAUUUGGUCCUCUGACUCGGCUUGUCCUGGUGAACGCUAUUUAUUUCAAGGGGGAUUGGAAACAGAGAUUCAGAAAAGAGGACACACAGCUGAUGAAUUUCACUCAGAAGGAUGGUGUGGCAGUUAAAGUCCCAAUGAUGAAGGCUCUUCUGAGAACAAAAUAUGGUUAUUUUUCUGAAUCUUCCAUGAACUGCCAGGUUUUGGAAUUACCUUAUAAAGGUGAUGAGUUUAGUUUAAUUAUCAUACUUCCUGCAGAAGAUGUGAACAUAGAAGAAAUGGAAAAGCUAAUUACUGCUCAUCAAAUUCUGCAGUGGAUCUCUGAGAUGCAAGAAGAGGAAGUGGAAAUAAGCCUUCCUAGAUUUAAAGUAGAACAAAAAUUAGACUUCAAACAAGCUUUAUAUUCUUUGAAUAUAACUGAGAUAUUUAGUGGUGGCUGUGACCUUUCUGGAAUAACAGAUUCAUCUGAAGUAUAUGUUUCCCAAGUUAUGCAAAAAGUUUUCUUUGAGAUAAAUGAAGAUGGCAGUGAAGCUGCAUCAUCAACUGGCAUACAUACCCCUGUGAUCAUGACUCUGUCUCAAAACCAAUUUAUAGCAAACCAUCCGUUCCUGUUUAUUAUGAAGAAUAACCCAACAGAAUCAGUACUGUUUAUGGGAAGGGUGACAAAUCCUGACACCCAAAAGAUGAAGGGAAGAGAUCUAGAUUCGCUGUGAAUGAAAAGCACAGCCUUGAAACACAAGGUGAUUCCUAGAAAAUAGCUGAUGGGCAAAAUAUCACCACAUGUCUUCUGUAUAUCCUUUUCUGUUUUAAAUUGUGCCUGUAUUAAAUCUGUAUUCAUGAGUAAAUGGAAUUA